AUGCCUCCACUGCUCUCCGGCGUCCCCAAGGAUACGCGCAGCCUCCGCUGCGUGCUCGUUGCGUCCAUCGUCUCCGUCUUGUUUAUCCUCGCCCUAUCACUCUCACCUUCCUCCUCUUCUCUGUCUUCACCCUCCCGCUCCUCUCCGGCAUCUUUUCUCCUCUCGAAGUCUGCUGCCGGCGUCGCCGCUUCUAUCUUGUCCGGAAUCCCCGGGCCUUACCCUCCCUCCCUCGCCUACCUCAUUUCGGGCUCCGACGGGGACGCGGAUCGCCUACUCCGACUCCUCUCCGCCGUCUACCAUCCCAGGAACGUGUACCUCUUGCAUCUCGACCUCGCUGCCUCGCAGGAACAGCGCCGCUCGUUCGCUCUCACUAUCAGCUCCGUUCCGGUGUUCCGCUCCGCCAGCAACGUUCAUGUCAUCGGCAAGGCGGAUUUCGCCGAUCGCCGGGGAUCAUCCGCUCUCUCCGCCGUGCUUCACGGCGCCGCCAUUCUUCUACGACUGGGUGCCAAUUGGGACUGGUUCAUAAAUCUUGACGCGUCGGACUACCCCCUCGUGACGCAGGAUGGUACGUAUUUAUUCGUAUUCUUUCGAGUAAAACCCGGACGGAUGAAUGCUCUUUGUCAAGUUCAAUUAGUCGUGAAGACUGGAGUCUGCGGGGACUUUUGACCAUUCUCACAAGACUAGGUUGAUAAACUAAUGGACAUAUUUUUUAAAUUCCCAGUCGCUCAUUUUCAUAUGAUUCUGAUGUUGAGGCUACUCUGAUAAUAGUGUAUAUAUUUUCAAAUGGACAAUUGUUUAUUGACGUCUCGCUUGAUUCCGACACCCCGAAUCAAGGGCCCUAGGUUGCCUUCUGUGAAACUAGUUGUGGUGUUUUUUUAUAAGACCUGCAUUAGACUGGUGAAAAGAAAUUCAGAUUUUUUAAAAUAUGUAUGCCACUGAACAACCAAUGUGAAAAUUUUCAUUAGGUAUUUUGAUGUAUGGAGCAUCUUAUUCUUCUCACGAUCUCCUCAUUGGUUUCACCAAUGUUUUAUCGAAAGUAUCGUCAACAUCAUCAACCAGAUGUCGUACUUUUAUUUUUACAGAAGCGCCCAGACAUUUGAGUCUAGGGUUUGUGGUUUCGAAAUGGCAUAUGUUUUCCGGUUGAUGAAAGGUUUGGACCACGACUGUGUGAUAUUUUGAUGUUCUUUCUCCCGCAUUCGCUUUCCAUAGUUGUCUAUGAACGGUGAUACUGUAUAUCAUCCGUCUUUGGAUGUCUGAUGCCUGUGUGGAUAAUCCCAUUAUGGAUUGCAGAUAUUCUCCACAUAUUUUCGUUCCUACCCAAAGAUAUAAAUUUUGUUCAGCAUUCUGGUCACAUUGGUUGGAGAGAGUAAGCAUAUCUACCACACACCUUGAAUCACCUCUAUUGAGAAUCAGCAGUAUGGCUUGGUUUCUUAUUGUAAAUACUUGCUUUGUCACAGAUCCCGUCGAAUAAAACCAGUUAUUGUCGAUUCUGGUCUGUACGACUCCUCUAAGAGUGAUGUUAUUUACGCUACACAGAAGAGGAAUCUGCCAAAUGCCUACAGAUUAUUCUCAGGUGACUAUCUACUCGUGUCAAAUUUUUUUUGAGAACAUGUUGAGUUUUCCUUGAAUCUUGGUUGUCAAUGCGUGAAGCAGUGACCGAAGUACAUGGUUUCAUAACUGGAGGUAAAAUGUAGAUGGUCUCAUAACUGGAUGCGUCCUUUGGCAUUAUUAUUUUUCCUGCUGUACUAGGUUUAAUCUUACGGAUAUUUGACCAGGAAACCAGGUGACUUGCUGUUAAUUAUACUUCUUCCUCAUUUGAUCGGGGCUAAUUCAAGGACCAAAAAAGAAACACUGUUGAAUUUAUUUUAUUUACUCCAUGUUACUGAGGCACCAUUUGACAUCUAACAUUAUAUAUGAUGACCUCACUUGACCAAAUUGGCAGAGUAUUUUGAAUCAUCACGUAAAAAAUAAAUCUGAAGGCAUGUUCAUAUGGUGCAAGUUUUAUGGUGAGCAAGGUCGUAGAUCAAUAACUUACUACCUAGGCAACGAGAAGAGGGCAUUAGGCAUUGCCUAGGGAGACCAACUUUUUAUUAAUUUACAUUUUUUUCAAACUGCUACCAGUCAACUAAGUAAUGAUAGAUUUGGCAAACUAUGCAUAUAAGCGUAAGCAUAAUAUUAAUAGCAGAAAAAUAAGUAUAUAUGUUCAAUAAUAUCCCGUAGUGACUGAAAUGAUUCUCAUUAUUAAAAUGCUUUUAAUUUCAUUUAAAAUAAUAUUUUAAGAUUAUUCCCUUUUUUAAAUGUACCAAAAAUGCAUACAUUAAUUUAUAAACAACCAGGAUGCCUUAGGUGUUCAGAAUGUCUUCUGCCUGGACAUUAUAUAGGCAUCACCUAGGUAAAGUCUUGAAAUCUGGGAUGUGACGUGUUUAUGGGACAUUUCAUAACUUCAUUGUUUUAACUUAUUAGGAUUUCCCUUGAGAUAAUGUUAAAUAUUUCUUGCAAGUGACAAGUAACUAUAGUUAAGAUCCUGGAGCAGCUGGAAAUGGUUGAAUCACCCUUCAGUUCUAACAUUUGGGGCGUUUUCGUGUGCUAUGAUCAUACUCUACUCUUGGGGCAUUUUCGUAUUUUAACAAUUGGAGGAUAUUUUGCCCUUCGAAAUGCAUUCUUGAUGGAGGUUUGACUUCGAGUCCGACUGCUACAGAACUGAUAAAGUUUCCCCAAGUUCUUGUUGGAGCCCUUCCUCCUUACCUAAUCCAAGGGCAAUAUGUGGUGCUUGCAUACCCCACAUUCGUGCACCCUUCCUGAGCCCAUUUGUUCUCCUGUUCUUGAGGGAGCUCAAAAGAUGUGACUGCAUGCGAGUUCAAAGGUUCUGCUAUUGAGGCUAUAUCAAUGGUGGGCAUUUGUGGGCCAGAUAGAGUUUCUGAAGGAAUUCAAAAGUAGCUGAAAGGCUUCAUGAGUAGGCUUGAAAUGAAGAUGAUGAGUCCGGACAUUCAUCUGGCAACUGCAGAGAAUGUCAAGCGAUCCAUGAUAUGUGUGGGGGGAAUCGGUUUCAAUUAUAAGUGAGAGGUUAUUCCAAAAGUAGAGACUGAGCCGAGACUAGUAAAAGGCUGUCAGCAGUGUAAAUGGAUUGAAAUUGUCGUAAUAGCAGCUCAUGUUGCUUUCAAUCACUCAGUCCCAAACUGUUCCUAAAACGAGGUUAACCAUUCUUACUGCCUCUGGUAUCCCUUCAUUCUUUAGACCCAUUUUGAAAGGGGAGAAAAAUAACUCAAACAGGAGAAGCCUCAGCCUGGUUGUGCUUUCCUUGUCUAAGGCCAGCAGACCAUAGCCCCCAUCAUGUCUUCUAGCAGCAGCAUCUUUACAAUAUUCCUCUACAUUAUUCUCACCAAAACCAAGAAAAAGGAACAAAAAUUGAGAACACAGCUGACGAGGAAUUCUGUUGUCGAUGCUAUCUCCUUCCUGCAGUCUACUUUCUUUCUCACAUGCCGGAUUCGAAGUGGGAUGCGGCUGCUAGCUAUCAACACUCUCCUCUGCAGUCCAUUGAGUUCUCCAUCCCUUAGUUGUCGUUUAUUACCAUUACUCUGGUUGGUUUUCUCUCAUCCUCCCAUCCUCCCAUCCUCCCAUCCUCCCAUCCUCUCAUUUACAUUCAUUGAAAGAGUGUAAGAUGACCACAGUUCCUAUCUCAUCUGACGUCCGCUGUCUCUGUUUAAUGUCUGCUGUGCCCCCCACCCUAGUCAAUAAGGAAGGGAAUGACACUGUCCUAGUGACUGAUGGGGGGAAUCCCCUCUUCUCCAUCUUAUUCUUCAUCAUAUCUGUGGCGAACAGAGCAAGUGGGAAGUUAGCAAACAGCUCAUCAAGAAUGUGGCUAUCUGGACCCUCUCUAUCAGUUUGCCCCCGUUAUUUUUAGGUUCUUUCCUCCCUCAGUUGCCUGAAAAUCAUGAACUCCCUUUUUGCCAUCCUCACCUUUAGUUUGUCAGGUAUCCCUCCAUUACUUCUUAGGGCCUGCUGGCUGACUGCUCACCUGCUCUUCCCCUUCUGCCUCCUUUCUGGCUUCUCUAUCAAUUGUUUCCCCUACGUUUGCAGUGUGUUGACAACAUGUAGUUGGACCAAUUGGUCUCAUCUUCUUCUUUAUGGAUCAGUGUUCCCACCUGACUUCGCCGCCCAAUUUAACUGGUAUCAGCCCAUUAAAAUCUCCAACCCAGAUAUCUAUAGUAACGAAUUAUUUGGAUCAGACCAUAUCCAAAAUCUGAUAGGAUAAAUGACCUUAUCAAUGAUGAGAGAAUCCAAGUGACGACCUGAGAGAGGAAGGAAGAUCAUCCCAUUUCAAACUUAUAGGGUAGAAUGGUGAAACAGAGUCAUUCAGGGCUUGGACGUCAACCCAGGUGCAGCAAGGGCAAAGGUUAGCUUCUCAUGAAGCUUAUAUGAACCUCCAGACCGAUCUCCUUUUGGGUGAAACCCUUAAAUUUAAGGUGCUCAGUGUGAAACAGAGACAAAAUAAUAUAUAUAUAUAUAUAUGUAUGUUAUUUUAAAUUUAAAAUAUUUUCUAGCAAAGGCCUCCUCAUUUGAUGAUGCAGUGAAAGGAAGAUUUUUUGUGGCAAUGAACAGAGAUUCUUGGAUCGCAUCGAUUUGGGAGGAAGAUCUUGAUCGGGCAUAGUUCUUAACACUGUCUUUUGCCGCCCAUUGCAUGCAAAUUCUGGGUUGAUGUUCUUGAGCUUUUCUAUCACGUACUCCCUUCUGACCAAAAAGGGUAACCUUAUUCCACAAUUGUUUUCAUUUCAAUGUAGAAAUAAGACAGAAACCAAUCCUGGCAGGCUCUUACUCGAUCUUCCUUUCUUUUCUGAUUCUAGUUAGCCAUCGCCGUCAUUUUAUCACUGAGAUGUGUAUGAUUGUCUUAGUUUGACUCUAUCAUCUAUUAUAAUGGGUUCUUUCUUUCUUUUCUUAUAGGGUCAGGAUCAGUCAUACUUAGCCGGAAAUUUCUGGAUUUCUGCAUUCUGGGCGUUGACAAUCUGCCGAGGACCCUGCUGAUGUAUUACGCCAACAUACCUUCAUCGCACAGAAAUUACUUCCAGACCCUCCUCUGCAACUCCAUCCAGUUCAAUGGCUCCAUAGUCAACCACAACCUGCGGUACACGGCGUGGGAUGAGCCCAGGCGGCAGGACCUUCCGCGGGUGCUCUCCUCGGCUGAUCUCGGCAACAUGACUCAGAGCAGGGCGGCAUUUGGUGCCCGCUUUGAGAGGAACAGCUCCGUCCUUGACCAGAUUGAUCGGGAGCUGUUGAAUCGCCGGCCAGGCCGGAUCGUCCCCGGCGGGUGGUGCUUGGGGGACGGCGGCGCCGACGGCGACCCAUGCUCUGUCUGGGGGAGCGCUGAGGUUCUGAGGCCGGGUCCGGGAGCUAAGAGGCUAGAGAAUCUGGUUGUGGAGCUCCUGGCUGGUGAUUCCUUCCAUUCCAAUCAGUGUAAAUGGGAAUGA
Messenger RNA from Spirodela intermedia, 5462 nucleotides. NCBI's taxonomy places the organism in Eukaryota, Viridiplantae, Streptophyta, Magnoliopsida, Alismatales, Araceae. The record is from the annotation of a GenBank genome assembly.